Parascedosporium putredinis is the source of this 348-nucleotide messenger RNA. NCBI's taxonomy places the organism in Eukaryota, Fungi, Ascomycota, Sordariomycetes, Microascales, Microascaceae. The record is from the annotation of a GenBank genome assembly.
AUGGAUCAGUCGCUAAAGGAUACUCGCGGCGAUAGGGGUCCUCAUAUCCACGGCGAGAGUGAUACUCAUCAAGCGGUCGACGAGGCGGUGAUCGAUAACCCCGGGCACGGUCUUCGUAAUAAUCAGGAGGCGGUGGACGCCGGCCUGGGCUUCUUUCACGAUAGCCGUCUCGAUAGCCGUCUCGACGAGGACUGUAGCCUCGAGGAGGACCUCGACGAUCAUAAUCUUCCUGAGGGGGGUAAGGGCGCCUCCCAGGGGAACGUGAUCGUGCCCUCUCCCGGGGGUAGGCGGAUCAGGUUGUGUCUGUUUUUCCUAUUGGUUAACGACCACAUCCAGAAAUCCCAGUAG